AUGUACCGCUCUGUUGGAUGUGAUAAACAGAGUCCAGCUAUCUCUAGGAGAAAAGUAACUAAAUCUAACACUCUUGGCAAAUUAUGGAAAGAAAAAUAUCACAAAGAUCCCCCUGAUAAUUCAGUUAUAUGUUACAAAUGCUGGAUUACACUCGCAGGACCCAAACACAUUCCUUGUAACCCUCCCCAAUCAGCAGAUGAAGGUGAAAAAACAGAUAAUCCAUCUAUGAAGAUACAAAUUCCCUUUGUCAUGACUACAAAGUCUAAGAAGAGGUGGCUUAUUGCUAUCCUGGUCUUCUUGGCACUUGUCCUCUUUGCACUGGUUAUCCUCAUUGUGGCGAUGUUCCUUGUCCUCGCUGCACUCAGCAACUCAAGUGAUAAUAAAAGUGCUCUGUCAAAUAGUCCAAUGGAACAAUGUGCAUAUGUCCCACCAAAUAUCACAAACAAAGCAGGGUUAGGUCGAUUCAAGUUCUUCAAUGCUCUCAUGGACUGUACCUACUCUCCACAAAUCAAAGUCAAAUACUUGAAAGACUUUGUUAAAGAUUUAGACAGUGCAGAUAACUGCAAAGUCUACUACCCUCUCAAGGUUGCUGCUGAGAAUCGAUUGUAUGUGAUCAUCGGAUGUGACAGUGUUAUCAGUCUUGAAAUAGCUAGAGGGAGAAUGGACGAUGAGCUAGUAUGUACUGUUCAGCCCAUAAUGGAUUACAAUGAUUUCAUGAAUCACACCCUUGGUGUACCAGUUCCUGAAAAUUUCUUCUACCCAAAUGAUGACCUCAAAUGUGAACCUCUGUUUGGUAUCUUUCGAACUAUCAAUUAUCCAGUAGGUACCAGCUAUGAUGACAUCCUGGAUUCUUGGAGAGCAAGGGGAUUGAACAGUAUGAAACGGAGAGUUGAUCUUGAUCCCACAAAUAGAGAAGUCUUCCACUAUGUUGGAGAGACAAAGACCCUGGUUUUGCGCAUCUAUAAUUCUCCAGAGCAUCUUGAUAAGACCUUAUUCACCAGUAACUGGGGAAUCAUACAUGACAUCACAGCAGGUGUAAACCAUGAGAUACAAGCAUUGAUCCACUUGGACUGCCUGUGUAACAAUUAUGACUAGGUAUGGUAAUCAGCUCUAGAACUUGAUA
This is a messenger RNA of Owenia fusiformis, 1123 nucleotides long. The record is from the annotation of a GenBank genome assembly. Lineage: Eukaryota; Metazoa; Annelida; Polychaeta; Sabellida; Oweniidae.